Plodia interpunctella (Indianmeal moth) is the source of this 9849-nucleotide messenger RNA. RefSeq names its product Phosphatidylinositol 3-kinase 92E (gene Pi3K92E). The transcript has 19 exons. The coding region runs from base 244 to 3405 and encodes 1053 amino acids. Gene Ontology annotation, cellular component: plasma membrane; cytoplasm; phosphatidylinositol 3-kinase complex. Gene Ontology annotation, molecular function: 1-phosphatidylinositol-3-kinase activity; 1-phosphatidylinositol-4-phosphate 3-kinase activity. Gene Ontology annotation, biological process: cell migration; phosphatidylinositol-3-phosphate biosynthetic process; phosphatidylinositol 3-kinase/protein kinase B signal transduction. Lineage: Eukaryota; Metazoa; Arthropoda; Insecta; Lepidoptera; Pyralidae. The record is from RefSeq and is a predicted model, not a curated record.
CAAACAAAGACAAGUCACUUCUAAAAACUUCAAUUCAAUUUCUAGUUUGUUGCACGUAAUCUUUAUUUACAAUUUUCUCAAACGUAUUUAGCACGAAAUCUUUCCAAAUUAUGUGAACGAAAACCAAAAGUUGGAGACAGCGACCCCGUCGCAGCGGAUUGAUGAUACUGGGGUUAUCUGUGAAAGGUCAACAUAAAAUGUUGUGAGGGUAUUUUGUUUAAGCUAAAGGAAGUAACCAUAAGGAUGGUUCCUGCUCCGAGUUGUCCGUCUACGUGGGACUACUGGCAGACCACGCCAGCAGACUGUGUGGAGUUAACAUGCCUGCUGCCAAAUUCUGUUUACAUUCCCUUGAGAGUGACCUGGGAUGCCACUCUUCAUGCCAUCAAAGAGGAAUUAUGGGAAAAUGCAUCCAAUUAUCCCUUAUUUGGAAUGCUUCAUGAAAGCUCUGGCUAUGUGUUCCAAUUUGUCAAUUCCCUGGCUGUGCUGGAGGUGAUAGACGAUGAAGGGAAACGUCUGCGAGACGUGAAGCCAGUAUGUGGGGUUCUUAUGAUCAUCGAGAGGUCUGUGGACAAGCCUGGCGAGACCCUACUAAAUACACAAAUCAGUCAUUUGAUCGGAAAAGGUUUAAGUGAUUUUGACGGCUUAAGAAGCAUGGAAGUGAAUGAUUUUCGAGCACAAAUGCGAAACUUAGCUGAAGAAAGUUUAAUAAAGAGAAUGCAAAGCUCAUGGCUGGAGCGGCUAAAAUAUCAGUGCCCUCCAAGACUAGCCGAUCAGUCUGUGCCCAUGGCACUCCGAAGUAAACUAAAUAGGAACACAUUUACGUUGACUACAAGAUUUGCUAAUUCUGAGGACUCGCAGUCUAGGUCAGUUCCCGUGACGCGUACGCCCCAACAACACAUAGAGAAGGUGAUGCACCCUCAAGUCCUAGCUCACAACUACGUGUUGAAGGUGAUAGGACGCGAGGAGUACCUAUUCGGGGAGCACCCGCUGAUACAGUUCCAGUACGUGCAAGAUAUGCUGACCAAGGACUGCGUGCCGGAAGUCAUGCCCGUCAACCUCAACCAGCUCAGGUUUCUCGACGCAACAAACUAUUACAUCCGCGAGCAUCCGCGGCGGUCGACCAACGAGCACCACAACACGAUAAGAAGGAGAAAGAACGAAUCUUCGUGGGACAUUGACAAAAACUACGCGUGUAUUGUGCAAACUGUGGGCGGACUCAACGUAGACCCCGGCCGAGAGGUGAUAUGCCAAGCUGGUAUCUUCCACGGAGGCAAGCCAUUGUGCGAGGUUCAGAAAACACGAGCGGCGGUCGUGACGUGCGAGGGAGACGCCAAGUGGGAGCAGGACCUGAGGUUCCCGAUCAAAGUGAAUAACAUCCCGCGUAUGGCGCGACUCUGCUUCGGCAUUUACGAGAUUGAGACGAAGAAUCUCAAGAAUAAGAAGAAAGGAAAGGAAUCGACUAAGGACAUGAUCAACAAACUGGCCUGGGCGAACAUAAUGAUUUUCGACUACAAAGACCAACUGAGAACAGACAAAGUUACCCUUUUCAUGUCGACCCACGUCGCGGAUGAGACUCAAGGGGAUGACCAGAUACUACACCCGCUGGGGACAGUGUUCUCAAACUGUGGGACUGACUCCGGAGCUGUGCUUCAAGUGCGCUUCUCAAACUACGAGUGCCAAUACCCAAUCCUGUUCCCGAAGCAGGAUGAAGUGAAGGCCUACGCUGAACACAUUGAGAACGGGUCUCCAGAUGUCAUGGCGAGGCUUCACAGAGACUUUGAGAAACUGAGAGCUACGGCCGAGAAAGACCCUAUGUAUGAGAUGCAUGAGCAGGACAAGAAGAAUAUUUGGGCUUUGAGGAAUCACUUCCGAACCGCCGCACCGCAGCUAUUGCCCCGCCUCCUGUCGUGCGUGGAGUGGGGUGAUCGUGCGGAAGCGGCGUCCGCGGCGCGGAUGUUGUCAGACUGGCCUCGAGCGCUGCCCGUGGAGUCCGCACUCGAGCUCUUAGACUACGCGUUCGCUGACACAGCUGUGAGGAGCUUCGCCGUCAGCUGUCUAGAGAAUAUCAGUGACGACGACCUGCUAUUAUACCUGCUGCAACUGGUACAAGCGCUCAAACAUGAAUCCUAUCUCAUGUGCGAUUUGUCUGUGUUCCUUCUGCGGCGCGCUUUCAAAAAUAUGGUCAUAGGACAUUACCUCUUUUGGCAUUUGCGAUCGGAGAUGAACAUGCAAUCAGUAGCUGUGAGGUUCGGUCUGCUUCUGGAGGCAUACUGCCGAGGCUGUCAGGAGCACAUCAACAUAUUGCUGAAACAAAUCACUUGUUUGGAUAAACUGAAAUGGGUGAGCCAAAACGUGAGAAAAAUGAAGGAAAUAAACAAAGCGAAGAAAUACCUGCAAGAACAACUGCAGCAACAGCACUGUGUAGAUAUACUCAAGGACUUCGUGUCUCCGCUCAACCCUAGCUACGUCUGUAAGAAAGUCAGGCCGGAAGUAUGCCGCGUGAUGGACAGCAAAAUGCGACCCCUGAUGGUGAACUUCGAGAACGUGGACCCGUACGGCUCCGACAUCCGCAUCAUCCUGAAGAUCGGCGACGACCUCCGCCAGGACAUGUUCACGCUGCAGAUGCUGCGCAUCAUGGACCGCCUGUGGAAGAGCCACGGCUACGACUUCCGACUGAGCCCAUACAACUGCAUAUCGAUGGAGAACGAAGUGGGAAUGAUUGAGGUGGUAGAAGACGCGGAGACGAUCGCCAACAUCCAGAAAAACUAUGCGCUCUUCAACGCUGCAUCCACCAUCAAACGAGCCAGCUUGUUACAAUGGCUGAAAAGGCACGCGGAAGAGGCGCAAGAGCAUCAAAAUGAGGCGUUCAAUAAAGCUGUCGAUGAAUUUACUAUGAGUUGCGCCGGGUACUGCGUCGCUACUUAUGUGUUAGGAAUUGCUGACAGACAUCCCGACAAUAUCAUGCUGAAGAAAAGUGGACAGCUGUUCCACAUAGACUUCGGGCACUUCCUGGGCCACUUCAAGUACAAGUACGGCAUCAAGCGCGAGCGCGUGCCGUUCGUGCUGACGCACGACUUCAUCCACGUGAUCAACAAGGGGCAGAGGGGCACCGGGGACAACGAGCCCAUAGAGUUCAAGAUCUUCCGCGAACAUUGCGAAACGGCUUUCAAGAUCCUCCGCAAGCACGGGCAUCUAAUCCUGUCAUUGUUCUCCAUGAUGAUAUCCACCGGGCUGCAGGAGCUGAGCUCGGAAAAGGACCUGCAGUAUCUCAGGGAAACUCUCGUAAUGGACUUGUCCGAAGAGCAAGCGAUGGCCCACUUCAGAUCGAAGUUCAACGAAGCCAUAAAGAACUCCUGGACGACGAUGUUCAACUGGGCCAUACACAACAUAGACAAGAACAACUGACAGCGGCCUGUCAGUCGGCGGCUCAAGCGACAGCCGCCGAAACACGCGCCGCAGACAUUGUAGACUCUAACGCCAGCGCGUAAGGCUCAUUUUUGUAUAGCGUACAUCGGUACUUUAAAUUUAGAAGCAUGAAUUGUAAUUCCAACGCCGAUGGCAGCGUCCAUACCGUUAUUCGAUAUUUGAAUAAUCAUGGCGGAUCAAAUCGAAAAGAACGCCAAGGCAUGUGGACAUUGUAGACUAAUUCCAGCGCUAUCAAAUCUUGACCUUAACGCUAGGGGGCAGGGCUCAUUUUUGUAUGUCAUAUUUAGACAAUGAUGUCCAUACCUAAAUAAAUAAAUAAACAAGAACAACAGACAGAGGCCCGUCAGCCGGCGGCUCAAGUAACAGCCGCUGAAACACGCGAUGCAGACAAUUAAGACUAACGCCAGCACGUAAGGCUCAUGUUUGUAUAGCGUACAUCGAUGUUUUAAUUUAAUUUUAGACGGAUGAACUCUAAUGCCAACGCGUAUGGCUCACUAUAUGUACAGCGUACACGGAUAUUUGAAUGAUCAUGACGAUUAAAAUCGCAAAAAAUCACCAAAACAUGCGGGUGUUGUAGACUAAUGCCAGCGCUAUCAAAAUUAGACCUUAACGCCAAGGCGAAUGCCUCAUUUUUGUAUAUCAUAUAUGUAGGAUGUUUAUACACAACAUAGAUAACUGACAGCGGCCCGUCAGUCGCCGGCUCAAGUGACAGCCACAGAAAAACGCAUCGCAGAAAUUAUAGACUCUACGUCAGCGCGUAGGGCCCAUUUUUGUCUAACGUACAUCGAUGCUUUAAUUUAAUUUUAGACGGAUGAACUCUAAUGCCAACUCUUAUGGCUUAUUUUUGUACAGAUGCCCGAUACUCGAUUUUUGAAUUAUCUUGACGAUUGAAAUCGAAAAGAACGCCGAAGCAUGCGGGCAGUGUGGACUAAUGCCAGCGCCAUCAAAUAUAGACCUUAGUAAUGUUCAUUUUAAUAUUGCAAAUAUCGAUUCUCGGAAAAAUGGCGGUAGCAUGUAAGGCUCAUUUUUGUAUGCUAUAUAUCUAGUAGGUAUCGAUACCUACACAAAAUUUGAAAUAAGUAACUCGGCGCCGCGGCUAAACAUUGCACUUGUGUGGAAGAGAAAUGAUGCUCCUGUCCACAUUAUCUGAAAGAGAAACUCUAUUCGAAUAAAAACUAAUAUUAUACAUUUACCUGCCAGGUUUGUUUAAUUAUGAUAUACAUACGAACAAAAAAAGAAUUGAUUGAUGUUACAUACUGGCCAGAUAUAAACCAGAGUAAUCUUAACAGGACAGGAUUGUGAAGUAAGACUGAUAGUUUAUUUUAGCAAGGACAAUGUAAGUUUAGCCGCGGCGCACAGCUUGUAUUUAGUCCACAUUUGUUCCAAAGUUAAAAACAUUAACGAAACUUAGUAAUAGAAAGUAUGUUACGUGUUAAUAACGAUUUAGGCCAAUAGGUUAGACAAGAUCAUGAUUAGAUUGUAAUUGAAGCUUAGCUUUAUAGUUGGAACAUAAUACAAUUGUUAUUUAUUAAAAAUUUAAUAACUUUUUCAAAUCCCGCACAUCGAUGGUGGGAUCGAUAAGGACGAUUAACUUAAAAAAAAUACGAAAUGGACAAAAUAUUUAUUAAUCGAAUUAAAAAAAUAUUUUGAUUGUUUGCAAUCGCACUCUGAUCAUCGAUGAAAGUACGGCAUCCCCAUUCAACACAAAUCUUAUUUUGUUAUUCCUAGGAAUAGCGACAUACUUCUGAUGACAGUAUAUAUAAAUAGCAUAUGUGUAGUGAUCUGUUGCUUUUUUAUCAAAAGGAGAGUGUCACUUGAUUUACAAAUUAUAUUAAUAAUAGCUCCGAACAUAUUAACUAAACUUGAAACCUAAAUUGAAUUUGGAACUUGGUUUUCGAAUUAUCGUCUGACCAUCGUAUUCUUUUUUUUUUUGCUCGAUAUUUACAGGAGCAAAAACACGCGGCGGCCGAAUAGGCUGUGAUAAAAUCAUUGAGAAUUGUUAAAUCAGGAAUUAUAAUGUGUACGUUUGCUUAAGUUAUAUGAUGAGAUAUUUUAAUGUAUAUUUUUACUUUUAAUUCGCUUAGACAAUGGCUAAAAUAUUUUCACGUUUAUGUGUAAUUUAAAUUUACUUCUCUUGGAUAUUUCUAUCAAAAUAAGAAGCAUGUUUUAUUUAUGAUUCGUAAGGUCAUUGAACAAAGGUUAAUUCGUUCAAUCUAUAUAAAUAAUUAGGGUCAAAGUAAGGGAAGUUAAUUUAUGAAUGAAUUGCUAUGACUUUCAUUAUGAUAGGUUAAGAUUUGAUUUUAAAACUAUUACGAUUUGAAUUUAAAUGGAAUGAAUAGGAAAGGAGUGAGGGCCGCCGCGACAACGGCUCUGUGAUUCUGUGAAAUUGAAUACAUUUAAACGAAUGCUCUAAACGUAGGUGUACAUAGCAAACGAUUAUUUUAUUUUUAACCGAAUCGCUAACUAUUUGUAUAAUUGAAUAUAGACAUGUUAAUAUUACUGUCUAUAUUCAAUUUUAGAAGAAAAAAGCUUUCUUUUUUACACAAUGAUAUGUAGAUAUUAAAUUCUUAGUUCAGUCUCCAAUUUAUGGUCUAAGACUCAAUUGGUUAUGACUAAAGCAAAGUUUCAAUAAACGUUAGAAGCAUCGGAUGUAGGUAUAAAAAUAUUUGAACAAUAAUAUAAUUAAUUUAGAAAAGUCCUAUUCGAUUUUUCGAUGGUUGGCGAUUCGGUUUAACAUUGUCUGUUUGAAUGAGAUGUGAAUGUUAGCAGUAUUAAGGUGGUGAGUGUUAAUUUCGAUAUGUUUAAAUGGCUUCUCUCUACCUCAUGGUAUACUAAACCGGUUUUCAGUUCCGUUUAGGUAUUAUAAACUAUGUGUUACAAAAUGGUACAUAACACUUCUUGUCUUUGUCACACUUUUGUAACAUCUUUUUAAAGAAAAGAGACAACAAAUGUUGCCUAACAUUUUGUAACAUGCUGUGUGGGACCUUUUGUUUAGCUGGUAUGAUCAAGUAAUUGAUAAACAAAACAAAGGUUAAUGAACGCAGUCAGUCUUACUUGUUUAUAAAAUUUAAUAACCAUUCUGACGAUCUACAUAAGGUCGUCAAUUGAAGUUUUAGAUCGAAUUUUAAGAGUUAAUCAGUACACUAAAUCAAUUGCUCACCAAGCACGCUAAUUGCCUUUAAAACAGGUAUUAAACGCGCACGUACCUUUUAUUCCUCGUAAGUUUCGGGACGUGUUACAACGACCCGUGGUCAUCGAGCAACUGACUCAGCGGGUUAAUGCUCCGACGACUGCACGGCAGAAUAUUCUUCUACCGCCAAGUACCGUAUUCUGAGUCGUAACCGUUUUCGUUCUCACACGUCCCGAAACUUCCGAGGUAGACGCGAGCGGUCCCGACGUUCCAUACUAAUUAAUUUUGAAAUUAGAACGUCGGGAGAUCACACAAGGCAGGCACUGGCGUCUGUCUCGACCGAUGGAUCGUAUGAAUUAUCGUACUGCGCUUAAAUAGGUGAAUUUUAAUUAGCCAAAUUAUAAUGCGUAUACGCGACACAAGAGGGCUUUAUUCUGUCUCUAAAUAAAUAUAAAUCAGUGUAUAAAUACAUAGUUGUAGAAGAAAUGUCACCUUCGCCGUUGACAUAUUUUCGACGACGCACAGUCUCUGUUUAAACCAGUUGGAACGAUUCCACUUAAUGUUUAUUCAUAGAAAUUCGAAAUCAUUUGCAAUCAUAUUAGUUUUAGUUAUGCCGGUUUUCAUUAAUUACUCGUGUAAUUAUCUACUAAUGUGAAAAUUGUCAUUUUUCGGCCGGUUUCACCACUUUCUGAUAAAAUAUUAUAAUAAGACAUUUAUAUUAAUUGCUAGAUAAAUCAGCCUGAUGAGAUUGGCUACUUAGGCCUAUCCAAUACUUGUUAAACACAAGUUUUAACGCUGUUUGAUGUGUUACAUUUAGGCUAUCUGAUACUUUAUCAGUAUAACAGGCCCUUAAUUCGUAAAUAGGUAAAGUCUGGACGAAUAAAGAAGUCCCGCGGUGAUAUCGCCGCGGUACCAUCUAUCAAUAACCAAUUGACCACGUUGUUGUUGUCACCUACUGUAGCGCCGCCGUCCGGGACUUUCGUACCGCGGAAUCGUUUAUUGUUGAACGUAUAACCGUAUCAAGGAAAUUUAGAAAAGAGAGUGGCAAAAGUUAAUCUAGUUACUCCCAACAGAUAUUGUAUUGACAUAAAUGUUAACUCCCAUUCGACUUCUAUACAUAAAAUUAAAUCAGGCAGCCAUGUUAAAUUAACAAUUCCGAUGUUGCGCAACUUAUCAGAAUGCCGAGGAAAGUUCGCCUGUAUUUCGAGGGCUAAAAGGCCGCAGUGUUAGAAUUUCUAAUUGAUAGAACCAUAAAAACGAGAUUACACGCAUGGUCGACAGCACAGCAUACCUUUAAUUCAUAGCAAACUGACCCUAUUAUCGCGGCAUAAAGGGUAUUUAUAGGAAUUAUACAUGCGGACGCCUCUACGACAUUUUUGUAAAUCAUACGUUACGCAAUUAAGCUUCUAUAUAUCUAAGUAAACACUUAUUUGUGUUUUCAUAAGUUUUUAUUAGAAAAUAUUGUUAUCACUUAUACAAUAGAAUUUUCUUGGCUAUUAAUAAAUACAUGAGAUAAAACUGAACAAAGUCGAUCAUCAUAAAUAACAACAUUUUUUUUUACAUGUUGUUUCUGAUGUCAAUUUUCUAGAUCUUUGAGGGGUUCUUGUGUUUUACAGGUAACCCUAAUCAAUCCUUUACGAUUUAACUAGAAAAAAUCAAUAGUUUAAUAAUACAAUAGUAACCUUUUAAUCGAGAUUUUUUUGACAUAUUACUACAGGUAUAAUAACCGUAAAAACAGUGGCUUUUGCGGAUAUAAGUUGACAUAUGCCAAUAGUUGACGAUUACGUCUACAAGAACACUAACAGUCUUGAUCAUAUAGUUGUUCAUUUAGUUAUAUCUAGGAUAACAGGUACAGUAAGCCUCCACCGAGUGUUUACUUGCCAAAAUGUAUAGAAUUAUUUUGCUCUGAUUGAAAUUGCAAAUAUUGUUUACUGAUCAUUGUGAAUUUGCCAACCACUAUUCAGAUGGACGAGCUCGAGUUUCACAACUGUGUAGCCCGCACGGAUUAAAGACGUGAUACUGUAUCUGUGUACACAGACAGAUACAGAAUUUGAUUCGCAGCGGCGUAGACAGGGCCAAAAGUCCUGAAACUCGGAGGUCACGGCGGAAGGUAGACCUAUUAAUGUAAUAGAGAUAGCUAUCCGAUCGCCUAUCAGAAUGAUCUUCAGUUUAAAACCUUUAGUUACACAGUUAUUCAAAUAUUCAAUCUGUAACGUAAGCUUGUGGUUGUGGCUGGUUUAUUAGAUCAGAUUAUCCAGGUCAAUCGACUGUCACCAGUAACACUUCAGUGGGCAAGCCACAACAUAGGCCUACGACUAACGGAGAGCUGAUUUGUGGUACGUAACGCGACGGGUUCCUUACAGACGAGAAACAUUAAACCUUGAAUUCUAGAGGAAACUUUUGGUUUACUAAAACGCGUACUAUGCAGUAACAGAAUCAUUGCAAAUUAUAUUAUCUGCAUAUUGGUUUAGUUGCCCGUAGUUUAAUGAAGUACAGUCACCUGUAUACAUCAACGUGCCUGUGACUAAUUCAUAUGCCUAUUUGUAUAUCAACGAUGAACAGUAAACUAUAUCUGCCCAUGGUUCACAAUACACACUGCCAACAUAUGGAAACAUUAGACUGACAGUAACACUUAUACAAGUUAGCUAGCAAUAGUCAUAAGUCGAUUGAGUGCAUGUGUAUUCGCGCUUUAUCUUUAGGUAGAUUCACUUGCUCGAUAAAUAAGGGCUGAUUUUCAAUAGGGAAAUGAUAAUAUAUAUAUAUAGUCUCAAUGGGUUUGAUAAAUCAGACUUUAUAGUACAUAGAAUAGGAUCUAAUUUCUUUUAUCAUGGUUAUAACUAAUUUGGCGAAAUACGGAUGAUUCAGGCUAAGGUAGCCCUAUCGCCUCGCUCGCCUAUUUGCCUCUGGUGUGUACGUGCCUCGACAUGACGCGAUUCGGCCCGUGGCUGCCUCAACCACAUACACAGCAUUAGCCAUAAAAAUAUUUAUCAGAUAUACUUAUGAUUUUGAAAAUUACAAAAAUAUUAGCAAGACUCGCUUCAGAUACUGCCCAAACUGAAUUUACACAAAAUAUAAUAGAUCUAAUUAGAUUAAUGAGCAAGUCGCAAACGGCUCAACAUUAAAAUAUGUCCAUAAAAUGAUAGCCAAUUAAAAUUAUGCAGUUUAGUAAAAUAGAUCUUAUAGAUCUGAUACAAUAUAUAUACUAAUAUGAUGGUAGACGUCCUACACGAUAAUAGUAGAUGUUGAUUCGUUUCAGUAUACAAUACAUAUAUAUAUAUAUAUAUAUAUAUAUG